GACGUUGCUAGUACUUGCUCGAUUUCAUCAAGUUUUCAUAAAUGUAGUGCUUAGGAAUUUUCAAUAUGUUUCUAAUAUAAGUAGUUUAUUAGGAAAAUAAAAUAUUCCAGUUUUAAAUGACGCCCACAAAGACUACAAAAACUGAAGUAGAAAUGGUGAUUCGGAACAGAAAAACUGUUAUGAAAGACGGGAUAAUGACAAUGUCGGGUAUCGGAGAGCCUUCAGUCUUCCACGCAUUGGUGGUUAUUUUCUUGGAGUUUUUUGCAUGGGGACUACUCACAAUGCCGAUUAUAUCGGUCUUAAAUGCCACUUUCCCGGAUCACACGUUUCUAAUGAAUGGUCUCAUAAUGGGCAUCAAAGGAAUCUUAUCGUUCCUGUCAGCUCCAUUAAUUGGAGCUUUAUCCGACGUGUGGGGGAGAAAAUUCUUCCUACUAGUGACAGUGUUCUUCACAUGCGCGCCGAUCCCGCUCAUGACCUUCAACACCUGGUGGUUCUUCGCAAUGAUAAGCAUUAGCGGUGUAUUCGCAGUGACCUUCUCGAUCGUGUUCGCGUACGUGGCUGAUGUAACGACAGAAGCCGAGAGAUCGCGCGCGUAUGGCUUGGUGUCAGCAACAUUCGCCGCUAGCAUGGUUAUAUCGCCUGCACUAGGCGCCUACCUCAUGGACUUGUACGGCGAGGCGCUCGUUGUCGCCGCCGCCACAGCAGUAGCGGUCCUUGACGUCUUCUUUAUCAUGGUUGCGGUUCCUGAGAGUCUUCCAGAAAAAGUGCGCCCGAGCGGCUGGGGCCCAGCUAUAAGUUGGGAGCAAGCAGACCCCUUUGCUGCUCUGCGAAAAGUCGGUGCAGAACGUACAGUGCUAAUGUUAUGUGUCGCCGUGUUCUUGUCUUACUUGCCCGAAGCCGGACAAUAUUCGUGCAUUUUCGUGUAUUUGAAACUAGUGAUGGGCUUUGGUGUUGUGCAAGUGGCGAUAUUUAUCGCGAUUGUUGGUGUCCUUAGUAUCGCCGUACAAGUUGUUCUCGGAUUCCUCAUGCGAUCUCUCGGUGCAAAGCACACUAUUAUGCUUGGAUUACUGUUUGAGAUGAUGCAGCUCAUGUGGUAUGGGUUUGGUAGCCGAACGUGGAUGAUGUGGGCUGCAGGAGUGUUAGCAGCCCUAGGCUCACUUACAUACCCAGCAAUUAGUGCAUAUGUGUCAGUCAACAGCAGAGCGGACAGACAAGGUGUGGUACAGGGAAUGGUGACUGGAGUACGAGGGCUCUGCAAUGGACUCGGCCCAGCUAUGUUUGGUGUAAUUUUCUACCUAUUCCAUGUUGACCUUAAUGAAGAACAUGCAGUGCCAGGAAUUAAUCCACGACCUGAUGAAGAGAAAUAUGUUAGGAUGGUCCCUGGACCACCUUUUGUCCUUGGUGCUCUACUCGUUAUUUGUGCAUUACUUGUGGCUGCAUUCUUGCCUGAGGAUGGCACAGUGGGAGCAAGACGAGCUUCACCAGAUUUGCGGUUUGAGGUGGAACGUGGACGGCGCGUGGCUGGCCCUCUGUCCCCUUUGAUGGCACCUGAGUCUGCUGCCCUCUAGCUAGCGGCCAAGGCCGGCCGAGCGGCCAGCGUUUAAUUGACAGGGCUGUGCACGCCGUGUGGCGUCUGGGAGAUUGCAUUUAUGAAGGUACCAAAGCGAACUCAGUGAAAAGUGAGUCCACAAUUUUAUGAUUGCACCAACUACAUUCCUGCAUUUCAUCUGUUAAUUACUGCUUAUCUGAUACUUGAAUACUUGUUCAUGUUUUUUAAAACUUUAAACUUAUUUUUGUAAUCAUUUCCACGGGCUCUAGGAGUCAUGUACAUAAUACUAUAUUUUAUAAAUUAUAAUAAAAUCAUAAGUUGUUUAAGUAUCUAUGUUUCGUAUUUCGAGCUGCACAUCACACAAAGAAGGCAAAAUUUUCAAUAUAAUGCUUAUAUGAAGUUGGAAUAAUUAAAUCUGGUAAAUAUGAACACACUUAUGAGGAAAAUGGCACAUUCCGUCAUUUCCUUAAAUAACCGUCGGAAACAACUAAAGUUUAGAAAUGCUCUAAAUUUUUCCUAUUUGUAUAAAUAGAAAUAGGAACUAGUAUUUUUUUUUAAAGUUUAAUUGUAAACUUACGGUCUUACUUAUAAACAUUAUUUUGCAGGUGACUCGUUAAUCAAUGCUGUGUCUACUUCUUUCGAAUGUCAAAUCAGUGACGACAGAAAGAGAUAAAGCAGUGUUUAACUAAACCUCUUAGCAACCUUUAUAAGAGCAUUAGUGGAUAAUAGAUUAAAAUGUGAAUUAUAGAAACCAUGUUGGAAUUUAAGAUUGCAGUUAAACUCUAGAGUAACUUUAAAUUAAAAAACAAUACCUGGAAAGAUAACUUUAAGUGGCAUUAUUGUUACUGUUACAUGAGCUGCCAGAUAAAAUAGAUGAUACAUACAAAUGGGAAUCAUUAUUUUGGCAACUAGCAACAUUAAUAGUGUUUUGAUAAUAAAUGAUCAAUGGAAGCUCAAGCUUUACACAAAACAGGCAACAUUAAACAGUAAAUAAACAUUAAUAUUCAUAAGAAAUUAAAAAACAAAAAGCGUGAAGAUAAAAAAUAUAUUAUUAGAAUAAUAUUUUGAAAUUAUGAAACCACAGAUUAUAUUCAAAAGUAAGUUUAAGCAAAUUAAGUUAUACAACUAAAAAGUUUAUAUUUUCAUUAUUUGAUUUUAAUUUUUUAUAUAUUAUUUACCUAAUUGUAAUUCAAGAUGUCCACAAGGCCAUGGUCAUAAGGUAAAAAACAUUGCAUAUAUAAGCUCUAGCAAGAUGUUAAAUCAAUUUGCGAAAAUACGAUUUUUUAUAACAGUGACUAAAACAAUAAACUUAAAAAAUUCCAUAGAACACCCAUUGAAAGUAUCAAAAAAAAAAAGUAAAAUAUAUUUCGAAUGAAAAAGGAGAUUUACAGAUAAACAA
Messenger RNA from Nymphalis io (European peacock), 2948 nucleotides. Its product is annotated as hippocampus abundant transcript 1 protein. Gene Ontology annotation, cellular component: membrane. The record is from RefSeq and is a predicted model, not a curated record. Gene Ontology annotation, biological process: transmembrane transport. NCBI's taxonomy places the organism in Eukaryota, Metazoa, Arthropoda, Insecta, Lepidoptera, Nymphalidae. The transcript has a single exon. Gene Ontology annotation, molecular function: transmembrane transporter activity. The coding region runs from base 117 to 1568 and encodes 483 amino acids.